AGUCUUGGCAGAUCACUUGUAGGUAUGAGUAAUACGAGUCACGCCAGCUCGUCCUUGUUCAAUUUUACUACCUUUAUUUUAGAGGAUAGAAUUAUUUGUAUUAUCUCAGUAAUUGGCCUCGUGUAAAAACUGUAAUAUUCAGCGCUACUGUUACUUUGUAGCAAAUAUACGUUUUAUAAAGUACCGUGACUUGUAAGCACACCAUUGUUCGCCGCGAUGAUCUGGUGGGUGCUGAUACCUUUGUUAUGGUUCCUAACGUUCCGGUAUCGUCGGAGGAGGAUGUACCAACUCGCGGCUCGGGUUCCGAGCGUGAGAGAGCUACCUCUCAUAGGGGCGGCCUAUAAAUUCAUGGGAAACACAGAGGAUAUCAUGUCUUCACUAAAAGAACUAAGCUACUUCGCAAUAGAAAAUGGAGGUUUAAUGAAGGCCUGGUUGGGCCCCAUACUUUAUUUUAUUUCCGUGGAUCCAGUGGACCUGGAGAUGGUGAUGAGGACGUGUCUGGAGAAGGACGACCUGCACCGAUUCACGAGGCCGGUCAUCGGCUACGGGACUAUAUUUGCUCCAGUUUCAAUCUGGAGACAAAGGCGAAAGAUACUGCAGCCAGCAUUCAAACCAAAGAUAGUGGAGAGCUUUGUCCCCGUGUUCGCGAGGCAGAGCAUGAAGCUGGCUCGCAAGCUGGGCGAGGCCGGAGGCCGCGAGGUCAAGCUGCGCCCUUACAUCGGCUCCUACACCCUGGACACCACUUGUGAAACGACCCUCGGCGUGAAGAUAAACGCCCAGGAUGACGCCGUGUCCCCGUUCCUCGUGGAGCUGGGCCGAGUAACCCAGGUAGUGACGGAGCGCAUCUUCCGCCUUUGGCUGCAACCGGCGUGGCUGUUUCGGUGCUCCCCGCAGUACCGCCAGCAGCGAACCAGCUGUGAGGUCUUACACGGGUUCACAGAUCACGUGAUAAUGAAGAAACGCGAAGAACUAAAAACUCAACAAAAAAAUCCUAAAGCAGAUCGAACCAUUGACUUAUCAGAUUACGACUCCAAGUCAUUCCUCGAGCUGCUGAUUCACUUCUCGGGCACCGAGGGUGGGUACAGCAAUGAGGAGUUGCGGGAAGAAAUCCUGACACUCAUCAUUGGAAGCACCGAUUCUACCGCUUCCACCAUCGGAUAUGCACUCGACCUUCUGGCCAAGUAUCCUCAUAUACAAGACAAGGUCCAUGCAGAAUUAGACGAAGUUUUCGGCGACUCUGACCGACUCCUCCAAAAAGAGGACUUAAUGCAGCUGAAGUACCUGGACUGUGUUAUCAAGGAAACGCUCCGACUGUUCCCGCCAGCGCCGUUCCUCAUCAGGAAGGUCGAGGAGGAAGUUACCUUACCAUCAGGAUACGUGCUGCCCGCUGGCAGUGGCAUAGCAGCCUCCGUGUGGGGCACACAACGAAACCCCAAGUACUGGGGCCCCGACGCGGACGCGUUCAACCCAGACCGCUUCCUGCCGGAGCGAGUUGCACUGAAGCACCCCUGCGCAUUCAUGGCGUUCAGCAUCGGCCCGAGGAAUUGCAUUGGCCACCAGUAUGCCAUGAUGUCGAUAAAGUCGGCGCUGUCUUCGGUGCUGCGCUUCCACCUCGUGAAAGGGACGGUGGAGGCGGGGAACAAGCCGCACAUCCGAGUCAAGAUCGACGUCAUGAUGAAGGCCGUUAACGGACACGAGCUUACUCUCGAGAGGAGAAGGCUACGUCGCGCGCAACAAGACUUAUGAAUCAUCGGGAACGUAGAUCGUAGACGUCACUUUUGUCACUGACAGGUUAAUUAACUUCGUAAUACAGCAACAACUUCGUGGUGAACAGCCUCGUCAGCCUCACAGAUGCCGAAUUCUAUAUUGACCCAUGACUUUAGAUUUACGAUUACCAAUAUAAUAAAUGCUAUUUGUGCAACCCACAAACCAAUAAAUUCUUACAUUGCA
This is a messenger RNA of Cydia pomonella (codling moth), 1950 nucleotides long. RefSeq names its product cytochrome P450 4C1-like. NCBI's taxonomy places the organism in Eukaryota, Metazoa, Arthropoda, Insecta, Lepidoptera, Tortricidae. The coding region runs from base 217 to 1746 and encodes 509 amino acids. The transcript has 10 exons. Gene Ontology annotation, molecular function: monooxygenase activity; oxidoreductase activity, acting on paired donors, with incorporation or reduction of molecular oxygen; iron ion binding. The record is from RefSeq and is a predicted model, not a curated record.